Molecule: messenger RNA, 384 nt
Organism: Cucurbitaria berberidis CBS 394.84
Lineage: Eukaryota; Fungi; Ascomycota; Dothideomycetes; Pleosporales; Cucurbitariaceae
Exons: 2
Coding region: 1-384 (127 amino acids)
Cellular component (GO): NatC complex
Source: RefSeq, a predicted model, not a curated record
AUGGCAAGCUCCAAAAGAACAAAUCGCCUUAGUUGGCUCUUCCCAUGGACGCAGACUGACACGAAGAUGGAUCAUGAACAGGCUACCUUCUGGCUCUCGCAGUUUAUUGGGAAGAAUCUACGCAUCCAUGCGACUGAUGGGCGUGUCUUUGGUGGCCAGAUGAAGUGUACGGACAAGGACCGCAAUAUAAUUCUUGCUAUGGCCCACGAGUAUCGUGCGCCGCCUAUUGAGACCAUCCGGAAGGCUAUUGAAGAGUCGGGCAAUCCCUCUACACCUGUACCUUGGAACAGCCGCUAUGUCGGGCUCAUCGUGGUGCCUGGACAGCACAUCAAGAAGAUUGAGUUCGAAGAGAGCACGUAUCAAAUGAGUAAUGUUACCUUGUAA